Messenger RNA from Helobdella robusta, 168 nucleotides. RefSeq lists its product as hypothetical. The annotation marks the transcript as partial. The transcript is spliced from 2 exons. The record is from RefSeq and is a predicted model, not a curated record. Lineage: Eukaryota; Metazoa; Annelida; Clitellata; Rhynchobdellida; Glossiphoniidae. Gene Ontology annotation, molecular function: serine-type endopeptidase inhibitor activity.
UGUUCAGAAGCACAGUGCCGCAUGCUCUGUCCAAACGGAUUCAUGAGGGACCAUAAUGGGUGCGAAAUAUGCAAGUGCAACGAAUGUGAUGGUGUUCUCUGCCGCAUGUAUUGCGCCAAUGGGUUUCAACGAGAUGCGAACGGAUGCGAAAUCUGCCGAUGCAACUGA